Molecule: messenger RNA, 3358 nt
Organism: Tremella mesenterica DSM 1558
Lineage: Eukaryota; Fungi; Basidiomycota; Tremellomycetes; Tremellales; Tremellaceae
Exons: 4
Coding region: 1-3174 (1057 amino acids)
Biological process (GO): protein localization to phagophore assembly site; piecemeal microautophagy of the nucleus; mitophagy
Cellular component (GO): phagophore assembly site; extrinsic component of membrane; Atg1/ULK1 kinase complex
Source: RefSeq, a predicted model, not a curated record
AUGUCCGCCACUCCUCUCCGUCCAGCUGCGUAUUAUCCUGCCCGGCCUCUCUCACGUCCGGUGUCGACCCCAGCGUCUCCGACGCCUUCUCAAGUCGCGACCGGACUUGCGCCUUCGUCUGACCCAUCUUCCCCAACGGCUGGUCAACCGAGUCGAGAGGAUCAGGUGAUCCAUCACUUUUAUCUCAAGACUGUGGGAGUUCUCGUUGAUGGUCGCUUGACGCAUUUCGGUAGUGUGGUGGACAAGAAUGGAGAGAGCAGGCAGGAUCGUUGGUUCAAUCUCACUCUACCUGAUGUUGACCUUCACAGAUCCGACUUGCACAUAUACCGACAGGUCUCGUUGUUUCCCUUGAUCCGGCAACCUGGACCUCUGCCUGUCGAUCUAUGCACCAUACCGCCCUUACUCAUAGCUUUUAUCCUCGAUACUAGUGACCUUCCUGGUGGUCAAGCUUUGAUGUGGAACCGAGCUAGUGGCAAGUCCAAGAUUGACAUGGGCUUGUUAAGUGGUAAAGGGAAAGGCAGGGAACACCAACGCAGUGGGAUCAUCCUCGAACGAUGGACCUUUCGUGCUACUGUGACACCAGCGGAUCAAACUACCUCGUCUGUAUCAGAAGCGAGAAUUGCGUUUCGGUUUGGUGUCGUUCACUUCCGUGCCCUCUACUCACUUCUUCGGCUACUCCCAGCUUUCCGAAUGUUCCGUCGUCUUCGUCGCGCCGGUAACGGGCUACGACUUGGUAUCAAGCUUUGGGCACCAGAGGGAUACCCAAACUCGAAACAAGGGCUAACGGAUGCAUGGGAAGUGAUGGAAAAUGGUCUGGUUGGUCUGGAUACCGGACUGGAUUCACUCGUCGGCGAGGAAGGAGCGCCACCAGAGUUGAAGCAGCAUUUCGACCUACCUCCCCUAGACGCUUUCGGUUUUCGUUAUACUCUGAACGCCGCCUACAGGUCUGAAAUUGAAUUCCAUGUGGAGGACAUGGAGUCGGUCUUGAGCGAGAAGUUUGUCGACAUGGACGAAGACUUCUUUACUCCUACGGUGGCGCGUGAUCGGCUGGCUGAUGAGGCUCGGGUAUCGUCAGCGGAAUUAGCAGUCAGACCUACAUCAAGGAAGCAAUCCUUGCCAACUGCUAUACCGACGAACCCAUCUCCUAUACCUCAAAGACAACAACCAGCUACCCUUGAAUCCUUCGCGAGACCAAGCGGUAGUCGACUUCCGUCUGGUGUGACACCCGGAACGAUGCCGUCAGGGAGUGCAGGCGGAAUGUUUGAUCGCUGGGGUCCAUUGGCAGAGGGUCUCCCUUUUGCCGGCGCACCUGUUCGACCUUCUGGCGGAUCCAAAGUGACAGUUGCCGCUCGUCGUCUCUCUGGUCAUUCGGUCCAUCCCUUCGCUUCGGCAUCACCCUCCACCUCCGUCCUUCGAUCAGCCCCCUUUGUUGGCCAGGUUACUCCCUCGCCUGUCAAUCGCCCUCGAUUAUCUUCCUCCAAACCAUCCUCAAUCGGCCGAACGAGUUCGUACCUGUCUCAGUCGGGACGUUCAUUCACGCAUGCUCAACUAGCAUCAGCUUCCCCUCCCGUGACUGGAGGCAUGUCGGGAGUGCAAUAUUCCUCUAAUGCAUCACCAAAGACGAUCUCCCCGAUAUCGCCAUCCUCACUGACCUUCUCCAAACAACCGGUCCCUCGUAGCUUAUCCGGUCGACCCCCGUAUAUGGCUUCAUCAAGUUCCUCACCUUUCAUCGCUGGCUCACUCGAGCGAGACUCAUCUCUUCCUUCACCUCCUGGUACUGCUCCUCAAAUCAUCCAACGCUACUCGUCCUAUUCAUCACGGCAACGUGUCAACUCUGGACUGAACCCUACACAGACAGGCUCGCACAGUAGCGGAGAUGGAAGCCCUGGCGCAGGUUCUAGCAAUCUUAUGCGGAGAAUGAGCACUCGGCAAUCACAGGAAAGCGGCUUGCGUCACAGUCUCGAAGUCCCAAUAGAGGCUGGGAGUGACAAUGAAGAUAUACAAGCCUUCUUAAAAGCGUUAGAUUCUCUACCUCAGCCACCUUCUAUGGCAGCCCAAGCAGCUUAUGCCUCCCGACCUAAUCUGCCCUCGACCUCAUCUUCACUGUCAAACCCAUCGGUAUCUGCGUCUUCCAUUCAACCUGCAGGCCAGGAUCAAGCUUUACAGCCGAGUAGUGCGAGUAACACCCGAGCUCCUCUCACGAAGGCGUUGAUCGAUCUUCAACUGAAGCAAAUGGUGGGCAGCUUUACGUUCAACACGAAGAAGUUUGCAACUUCGUUCACUUCCCUCGUUCCUCAAGAUCGAUCGCCGACUCCCAAUGCUCCUAUAGCCCCUACUCCUCGACCAAGUGCUGGUAUGGGUUUACUAUCUGCCAGUCGACCGUCCUCGGCCAUUCGUCGAGUUUCCGCUGCUGGUGGCGAACACGAUCCGGCCCGUCCGACAUACCGUCGGCAGGCGUCGGGUGGUAGUCCUCUGAGUAAGGAGGCUACUCUUCUUCCAAAUCCAGCAGAUAUUCCACUUCCAGAAGCAUCACCUUCGUUCCUUGUCUCGAUGAACAAACCCCACGCUCCUGGCUCAGCACGGUCACUACCUGGUCCGGCAUCCGCACCAUUGGUAGAAGAUAAAGCAAUGCCUCCGGAACUCCGGUCAGUGGGUGUGAUGCCUAUUCCCAUGCCACCAGUCGAGAUGCUUUCACCACAGACUACAGGAGGAACAUCCACAACGGAUUCAACUCGUACUUUACGUCGUGGACCCGUGCUUUUGAGAGGAGGAUUUGGAGAUCAAAGGAUUAUGGGAGGUAAAGCUAGUUCAUCACCUUCUCACUCUCCCAUUCGAGAUUUCCGACUUCGAGCGGCGGACAAUAAACAAGUGGAAGAGGAACCACCUGCGAUGACUCGUCCUCAGACAGCAGGAUUACAAGGUGGGAGAUAUAGACUCGCCUCUGCUUCUCGUGAUAUCCCCACAGUAGGUGUGACACAGUGCUACGGUCAAGGACGUAUCACUGCUCCAAGUUCUUUGGGUGGUCCAGUGGAGGAAGAACGAAGAGGGAGAAGUGGAAGGAUCAAUAGUGAAGGUGGAGAGAAGAGAGGGAAUAUUAUGAGUACCCCAGAUGAGGAUCAUAUAGAGGAUCUGGAAAGGUUUGGGGAGAUGAGCAUAGAGAAUAGGAGAGAAUGAUUUGUAAGAAUAAACCUUUCAGUGUACAAGUAAGAUACUCGUAUUGUAUAUCUUCCAUCCUCUCGACUGGAAAGACACGCAUACGGAUUUGGACGAGGACACGGACAAGGAAGGACCUUGAAUGAAACGAUCUGAGGACGGAGUACGGUUGUAUAAUGACGUCUGCAUACAGCAUUGAUGAUCG